Syngnathoides biaculeatus (alligator pipefish) is the source of this 7566-nucleotide messenger RNA. RefSeq names its product F-box and leucine-rich repeat protein 16 (gene fbxl16). Gene Ontology annotation, cellular component: SCF ubiquitin ligase complex. Gene Ontology annotation, biological process: SCF-dependent proteasomal ubiquitin-dependent protein catabolic process. The transcript is spliced from 7 exons. Gene Ontology annotation, molecular function: protein binding. Bases 533 to 2050 code for a protein of 505 amino acids. Lineage: Eukaryota; Metazoa; Chordata; Actinopteri; Syngnathiformes; Syngnathidae. The record is from RefSeq and is a predicted model, not a curated record.
UAAAGGUCAGUUCAGUGAAAAGGGGCCCACGUCAGACGCAUGACCCCAGUCUGCAUCCACACGGUGUGCACGUACCUGUGUUUAAUAGGCAGCGCGCGUGUCUGUGCUCGGGUUACAUAAGAAGGAGGAGAGGGAGAGGCUCUGCACGGGCACAGCUGCCCCAACCUAUCCCUUUAAAUGCGCGUACGCGUGUGCAUGUGCACGCGUGCGCGUGUUUGGGUGAGAAAUUACGCGAGGGCUGUUGUGUUGUGCCGGAGGACGAUCGAAAAACACAACGGAGGCGAACCUCGGCCCACCUUUGAGCUCAUAGAAGGUCGCUUGUCCACCUGCGUGUGAAUGCUUCUCACUUUUGGACCCGGCUGCUCCCCCGUGGUGCCGAUGGGCUCCGUGGGUGCAUCGCUGGCCUCCCGAUAGGAAAUAGCGGGCAGGGCGGCCUCCAGAUCUUUAUUUGUUUUCGUCCCGAUCGGAGGGGAAAAACGUGAGGAUCAUGGAUUAAAAGCCGAGCAGCGCAUAUCCGUCUGAGAGGUUCCCAAUGUUGAACAUGUCCACCCCCAGUGAGCUGAAGUCUCCCUGCGUGACUCGCAACGGCAUGGUGAAGCUGCCCCCCAGCCAGCCCAACGGUCUGGGCAGUGCCAGCAUCACCAAGGGCACCCCUGCUGCCAAGAACCGCCUGUGCCAGUCCUCCUCAGUUCCUUCCAUACUGCCUCCUCCACCAUCCUCCCUUCCCUACCACCACCACCACCACCAUCUAGACAACACAGUCAUGCCGCAUUCGGCGGCCUCCAUCUUAGGUUGUGACCUGGAAGCUGGGAAGCAGCUCGUAGGCCUGAAAGCAUCCCUACGCCAACUACCCCCGCUUACUCUACCCAAACCCAUUCUGCUGGACCGCCAGCUCGUCCUGGAUGAGAAGCUGCUUAACCGACUGCUCUGGUACUUCACCACAGCUGAAAAGUGUAUGCUGACACAGGUAUGCAAGACAUGGCGUAAGGUGCUGUACCAGCCCAAGUUCUGGGAGGGUGUGACACCCAUACUGCAUGCCAAGGAGCUUUACACCCUGUUGCCCAAUGGAGACAAGGAGUUUGUCAGUCUUCAGGCCUUUGCCCUGCGUGGCUUCCAGUCUUUUUGCUUAGUGGGCGUGUCAGACCUGGACAUUUGUGAGUUCAUUGACAACUACCCACUCUCCAAGAAGGGGGUGCGUUCAGUCAGCCUCAAGAGGUCCACCAUCACGGACGCUGGAUUAGAGGUCAUGUUGGAGCAGAUGCAGGGUCUCAUGCAUCUCGAACUGUCGGGGUGCAACGACUUCACGGAGGCCGGCCUGUGGUCCAGUCUAAACGCCCGCUUAACCUCACUAAGCGUCAGCGACUGCAUCAAUGUGGCGGAUGAUGCCAUCGCUGCCAUCUCACAGCUCCUGCCCAAUCUGUCGGAGCUGAGUCUGCAGGCCUACCAUGUGACUGACACAGCCAUGGCGUACUUCACAGCCAAACAGGGCUACACCACCCACACUCUGCGGCUUCACUCGUGUUGGGAAAUCACCAAUCACGGCGUGGUAAAUAUGGUGCACAGCCUUCCCAACCUGACAGCACUCAGCCUCUCCGGCUGCUCCAAAAUCACCGACGACGGUGUAGAGCUGGUGGCGGAGAACCUGCGAAAACUCCGCAGCUUGGACUUGUCAUGGUGCCCCCGAAUCACCGACAUGGCCCUGGAGUACAUUGCCUGUGACCUGCACAAACUGGAGGAACUCGUCCUUGACAGGUGUGUACGGAUCACAGACACAGGCUUGGGUUAUUUGUCCACAAUGUCAUCAUUGCGGAGCCUUUAUCUCCGCUGGUGUUGUCAGGUGCAGGAUUUUGGACUGCAGCACUUGUUCGGAAUGAGGAGCCUUCGUCUACUCUCCCUGGCAGGCUGCCCCCUGUUGACCACCACCGGGCUGUCGGGACUCAUUCAGCUGCAGGAUCUGGAGGAACUGGAGCUGACCAACUGCCCGGGAGCCACCGCCGAGCUCUUCAAAUACUACUCGCAACACCUCCCGCGCUGCAUGGUUAUCGAAUAAGACAACCAUCUCACCCCUGGCAAUACUUCAACCUUCCUCCUCUUUACUCUCACUCACUCCUGUCAAGCACCAGCCAGGAAAAAGAACAGCAUUCCUCACAUGCUGGUCCCCUCACCCCACGCCCGUCUUCCUCCACACCCCAUUGAAUCGGCUGACGAGAGGAAGGAGGACAUCGGGGUCUCACGUGACUGGACGGCGUUCACUGGAGACGGUGGCGGAGAGAAUGGCCUAGGAUGACGUCUUGUCUGGCCGCAAGUUUCAUUUCAGAAGGGCGCGGGGAGGUUUCGGACAUGGAACUCGGAUUGUUUCCCAUGGCAGAUUGGAUCCGCAAGCGAUGGCGUGCAGAUCCAGCUGCGACGAAGCGGUAUUCGAAAAACACAAACAAUGACUUUUGUGAUGCUGUUCUGGUGGAACUCACACACAUGUGCUUAACAUUUUAACCACACUCACACACAUGGUCAAUGAAACAAAACCUCAAGUACUAACAGUUCUUUUUCAUAACCUACCCGGCUGUUUUUCCUCAAAGCUUUCAGUGUUCUCUUAUUCUGACACAAACCAGCUUGUCACGAAAGCCGACAAUUUCUCAAAUAGAACUUCUUUUUCCUUUGUGUGUGUGUGUGUGUGUUUGUUUGAGAGAGAGAGAGAGAGAGAGAGAGAGAGAGAGAGAGAGAGAGAGAGAGAUGAUCUCAUAGGUUCCGAUUCUGUUUGCAGAUACCACCACCAUUUCUUUCCAUUUAAGUAUAUUGUAUUGUGAGAUUUUUUUUUUUUUUAAAUGCCAUGACAUUUGCAAACUCACAGUUUAAAGUUGUUUAUCCUUUUUUGGGGGGAUUUGCACACUUGACCAAUUAAUUUUUUCCCAUUUCCUCGCUUUUUUUUGCAAGACAGUGAAAUUUUAGACGCUGUUGGACACUUCUGGCUUUCGCGUUUUUAAAGGUUAGUCUCUGAGGCUGUUGAAAAGUGUAAAGAAUGAAUUCAAUUUUUUUUUUUUUUUUUUUUUUGCCGGAGAAAUUUUAUUGACAGUUAAAAGUGCUUUUGCCUUGAACGCUUUCACGCUUGCAAGGCUGUACCCCUGCCUUGAAAUGUUUUAGUCAGACGACAAAGUGUCAAUUUGAAGUAUUUCUUGAGUGAAGGCGUGUUCGAGUUUGCCACUUCACUUAAAAUCGUGGUGGAAACACAUUUAUGGUUUCGUGUUUCUUUUUGGAAUUGUGUGUUUCUUGAGGUGAACAUGAAUUGUGGACCCCUGAGGGUCAUAUUAAUUUUAUGUAAGUCAGGGGAUUUCAGUAUUUAUUAACUCCGCCUAGGAGGAUUUUUUUUUUUCCGGUGCUGUUGAUGUGUCAGUGGGCUCACUUACAAAUGACCUGGUAAAUUGAUUUUAAAGGCAUGUCCAUGAAAAUAUAAAUAUACAUUAUAGACAACAGAAGCCUGUACUCUCCACUAGAUGCCAAGAUGGUCAAAAGAGUUUUGAAAGUUCCUGAAAUGUCAGUAAAUUAGCUUAUCGAAAAAUUUUAGGAUGCUUUUUCAGUAUGUUACAGUUCGGAGUCGGACGUCAUGUAUUGCUGAGUUUUGAUAAACUGCAAAUGAAAAAUGAAAAGACACUUACUUAAGACCCAAAUUGUCAAAAUUGCAAUUUAAAAACUACAUUUGAAAUGCUGUUUGAAAAUGGAGUAAAAAUUGGUUGAUCAGGUGGCUUCUGGGUGGAAGUAACACAAAGGUCAAAAAAGUUGAAGAGGUUUACUACGUUGCAUCGUUCUAAAGGAUCCCGCAAACCUUAGGGGGAGAGAUUUCUGCGAGGCGGACAACACAAAGGGGCACAGUAGCUUGAGAAAAAUUUUCAUUUAAUCUCCUAAAUUGUAAUAAAUGUGAAUGACAGACAAGCAGGUGAACGUUUCAAGUAAAGUUGCGAUGGUCAGUUUUUGGAGUUUAUUGCAGAAAUAUUACAUACACAUGCCAGGUUAUGUACGGUACCGCAAAUGGAUUGUUUCAUUACAACAAACGGGGAGACAUCAGAAAAAUAGAUCAAAUCAGUUCCAAAAAAUAUAUAUGUCAGUUUUUGAAUAGCAGCCGUUUUUAAACUGAUUAGCAUACUGUACAAUGUUGAUAUAGUUCUACGUAAAGCAGCACUGUGAUGUUUUAAAAGUUUGUUAGACCUAAAAUUUCACAAAGGUCUCUCAAUGAGUUUUUAAGUUCAGGAAAAAAGGAAGGACAAUUGAAAUAAUCGAUCUAUAAUUUAUUAGUAAUAUAGAAAAUGUUCCGAACACCAAAUCUCAUGAAUAUAAUGUGUCAUAUAUGUCACUGUGGCCAUUCACCAAAUAAAAUUUCACUUUUCCACUCACUCAAAAUGAAAUUAGGGAAUAUUAAUAAUAGAACUUCAUAAAAUUGUGAUAUUAUAGCAUGUACAGUGGUGCCUUGAGAUAUGAUUUAAUUAUUUUCAUACUCAUAUCGCAUAUCAUCUUUCCUCAUUCAAAUUAGGGCUGUACAAUAUUGGGGGGAAAAUGACUCCAAUUUUUUUUUUUUUUUAAAACCUGCUAUAUAUAUUCUGAUGUGAAAUAAAACCGGAUCAGUGUUGGGAAAGUUCCUAUUGUACAUUAACUAGUUCAAAGUGAAGUUCGCGUACUGAAAAUGAACUCGUUUAGUGCAUGGUUCAAUUUCACUGGUCAAAAAAUGAAGAAAUUUGUAGUUAUUUAGUUGAUUUCAUUUUUUAUAUAUUUUUUUUAAUGUUGCUAACGGUCCUUUCCCCUCAAAAUACUGCCAUUUCAUUUCCCCUAUUGUUGCCACCUAUUCAGUUCACACUAGUAGCCAGUUCCAGCUCUCACCCUACAAUCUCAAAAACAUCUUGCCUUGAAUGGUGUUUUGUUUCUGUUUUUUGUUUGUUUAUUUUUUUUAAUGGGGAAUUGAAUCAAAAACGGGACUUUUGUCGUUAUUGUGCCAACAAAAACACACAACACAGUAUGAGUAGGACAAUGGUGAAAGGACAUUGAUAACUGCAUUCCUUAUAGUUCUGGCUGACUAUUUUAACAAAAUAAUAGCUCUAUUCUUGUAUUACAAAACCCUUUUUUUGUUGUUGUUUUUGUCCUGUUCGGCUGUCAGAUCAAAUAGUAUGGAGGAUAUGUAUCCCUUUUCUUCCAAACAGAUGUAUUGUGUCACACCAGAGUUUCAAGGCUUCCUGUGUGAUUUAAAACAAAAAAAAAAUCAAUUAUAAUUGAUGCUUAUUGUCGAUAAGUCAAACAGAACAAGGAUUCUACAGUGGAAGAAAACAAAGACAAAAGACAGAGCGCUAAUUACAAAGUACGCGAAAGAAAAAAUAAAAGUAAAUCAAUUAAUAUAUAUCGACAACAGUACGUCAACAUCACAGAAAUUCAUGCGAUGUAGCUUUUGCACGCAGGUACAUCUCGAUGCCGAUGCAGAAAAAAACGAAAAGAGUAAAAAAUGUCAUGAAGUGCUUCCAGUCCAAAAAACAACGGAAAACAUUUUAAUGUGUUAUUUGAUAAGAAAGUUGGAGUUUACCAAAAAAAAUCACCUAGCAAAUUUGAAUACAAUGUAAAAAAAAAAUUAAACAUCCUGUACAUCACAAGAAGUUCAUUGCAGCUCCUCCUGGUGUGCACGAUUUAGCCAGAGAGCAGUAUAGUACAGAAAGUUUCCCAACUGUGAGUGUUGUUACAUUGUCUGUCUACAAGUGUUGCUGCACUAUUUUUGUUUAAAUAUCUGUUGUUUACACUGCCACAUAGAUGCUAUUCAUUAGCCCCUCUAUGGCAUUUACCAUUACGUGUUAGGUUCAAAGCGCAUGUGUGUAUUUGUUUUGAAUACACUAAGUGUGAUUCUCUUUGUUUUUGUUUUUCUUUUGUUUUGUUUGACCGUUAGCUUCAACUGGGAGUGGCAUUAAACAUCUUGCAGACGGCUGCUUGUUGUCAAGCGAAUUCACCUGCCACUACACAGCGCUUGCAUCGAAAAUGUUUGCUUGCAAAAGUCAAAGCACAAAAAAAAGACGGCUUGUAUCUCAAGGCACCACUAUUUACAAUUGUGCGUGAAAGAAAAAUAGCGAGAAAUGUUAAUUUACAAGCUGGACGUUGGUGCAGGAGUUCAAAUGGAAUCUAAAUGUUGCAAGUAAGCGUUGUAAUUGCAAAGAAAACCUAAAGUGAAUGAAAUGUCAUGAGUUUGCAAUGCAGAACAAACACAAAAAAGCCAUCUGCUCAUUUGACUGAGUGAAAAUUACUGUCGUUACAAAGAAAAGAAUCAUUUCAACAUAAAGUUAUUUUUAUAGCGUUGGUUUGAUAUUAAAGGGAAAUGAAGAUGCCUGACAGUGAGCCACACUGCUAUUUUUUCUUUUUUUUUUUUUUUAAUGAUUUGCCUCGAGUAUGUCAUCCGACUUGCUCACUGCCAACUGGAAGGAGCGGCUUAGCGAGAGCCACUGUUGGGUUGUGCCAAAUACGAUUUGCAGCACCACGCGUUGCUGCUUGGCCUCGUCCGCGAAUUGUACAGGGGGCGCACCGUGCAUGUUUUGAGUUGCUCUGCCUCCACGUUUGAGGGAGGCUGUCCUUCAUCUGGUCAUUGUACAUAUUUAUUUAUCUAUUUAUUUAAAUUAAUUUUUGGUCUUGCCUAUGUGGUUUAUUUAUUGAGAGACAUUGCUUCAAAUUUGCAAUGAUCGCUGUUUGAGAUCCCCUCCCCUCCAUCAUUUCAACCUCUAAAAUAAAUAUUUGACCGAGUGUUGAUAUGAUACAUUCACUGUCAUUUUGUUGAAUGUGGCAGGAAAAAAAUAUAUUGUGUCUGAGAUUUACAGUACCUCUGUCAUGGCUAACCGAUGUUUACACUAUACUACUAAUAACAUGAUUAAGGGCAAGAUUUAGAAUUUGGUCAUGCAAAAUUACAUCUAUGGAAGCUUAUUAACGACAAAAAAAAAUUAACUUGGUCAGAACCAAGCUGUGGUGUUUGUUUAUCAUGCCAUCAUUCAUAUAACAGAACAUUUAUUAAAGGAUUUUAUUAACUAUUAUAUAUUUGGUGUUUUGAUUUCGUUAAUGUGUCCUUCAUACUGAAUACACACAAACCUGGCAUUUUUAUAUGUUGUUGACUUUUAAACAAUUGAAAGCUGGGUGGAUAAAAGUAUUUACAUAAAAAUAUUGUAAAGUCCUUGCAGAAAACAAUUCAACAAUUUAACGUGCAUUUAACACCCACUGUAUAUAAAGUAUAACCUUCAUUUUUUAUAGAAGAAAAUACAAGCAAAUGAUGUAAGUAGUUAGUAUCAGUAGAGUAUUGGGGAAAUCAAAUUCCCGAAUUGAAUUAAUUCAGAAUUUAAUGAGUGAACACAACAUUGUCUGCAAUGAGCUUCCAUAGGUUCAAGUGCAAGUUUACAUUUCAUAAAUGCACACGUACGUUCAGGCAUUUCAAAUCUAAGUCCACGGUACAUUAGAUAAGGAACAUUUUUCAAAGAGAAAAUUGUACCUGUCACUUCUACUGCUGUCUUUGUAUACAUCUGUCGCCCAUUUUGUUACACAACCCUUGUACAGCACAACUUUCAACAGUCA